Messenger RNA from Esox lucius (northern pike), 4412 nucleotides. RefSeq names its product solute carrier family 25 member 51b (gene slc25a51b). NCBI's taxonomy places the organism in Eukaryota, Metazoa, Chordata, Actinopteri, Esociformes, Esocidae. The record is from RefSeq and is a predicted model, not a curated record. Bases 1174 to 2091 code for a protein of 305 amino acids. The transcript is spliced from 2 exons.
AAAGUUAAAAUGCAAUGCAAUGCAUAUACUGUGGAAAUGUCCUAGCUACUAUGAUGUGUUUUUUUAAUGUGCAACUGACUGGUCACAAAACGAACGGAAGCCUGUUAUCGGUCUAGACUCUGCCCUGCCGUACAACUUCCUAGACAACGUUAGUUGGUUAGCGAAAUGCUUUUAAACUAACGUGGCAUAGGUGUAACGAACUACGCUAGCUAAGUAAAUAACUCGCUACAUUGCGAAAGACAAAAUAUUGUUAAAACGCUCUUGUUAAUGAAACCUUGACUCAAAAUUAGCCAUGUCACUGGCUAGAAAAGAGGGCCCUGAACUGUCAGCUAACAAGCUAACGUUAGCUUGUUGGCUAGCGACACCCCUGUCUAUACUAGGUGUAUUGACUUCUACUUAAACAGCUUGACCUCUAAAGAGUCUUUGGUGACGGUUUUACCGCCCUCUGACCAACGUAUAUUUAGAAGGCAUUUAAGCGUGAAAUGUGUGUUUUAUAGUGUUUUUAACACAACUCCUUGGUUGCAUAAAAUUAUGAAGCAUGCAUUUUAAUACCCUUCUUGGUGAGGGAAUAGCUUCCGUCUCUCUGGAAAAAUGUAUACAUCAUUAGAAGCAGUGAAAAGCAGCAAGCUGAAGUAGCACAGUUUCAGCAAAGGCACACUAAAAAAAAAAAAAAUGUAUUACUUUGUGGGGUACUGAACUGCAUUACCAAAAAACAUUUGAACAAGAGCCUUCUUACAUUGGGAACCUAGUCACUUUUUUAAUAUUGGUGCCUUUCCAUUUGGCAAAUCUAUAGUCCUACAUUUACAUUUUCUUUAGAAAACCUGUCUUCAAGCUUCAAACAGUUCUCCACCAUGCAUUAUGGAUUUUCUUUUCGGAGUGGUUGACUGUCCCCUGGUUAGAAUAUUCUAGGAUUGACAUGUUAUGCUGCAAGGAAUGUAUAGCCUAAAGGUGGAGAGAACACCUGGUGUUUUUCUGGCUAGUUAGGGUCAUUUUAUAAAAUAAAAGAAAUAGCAAGAAACACUGCAGAUGCUCCAAUGUGAGUUUAUUACCAACGUUUCGACAGAUGUCUUCAUCAGGAUAUAAUUGUGCAAGGAACGGUGGAAAGUCACCACAGUGGUAGUCUCCCCAGCAGUGAUGUUGGUAGCUUGAGGCUCAAAGUCCAUCCUAUCUCCCAUGGCUGUUACCACCAUGGACCCAGAGUCUGCCCGCACGCCACAGCCUCAAGGAGGGGGCGCCCUGUUCACUGCCAGGGGUUUGGAAGCGUCGGCCGGUCAUCGAGGGAAGCACUACGCGUGCGGCUCCAUAGCUGCCUUCACCAACAUCAUGGUGACCUUUCCCAUCCAGAAGGUUCUUUUCAGGCAGCAGCUGCAUGGCGUGCUGGCUAGAGAGGCGGUGCACCAGCUCCAACGCGAUGGGAUGAGGAACCUCUACAGAGGACUGCUCCCCCCACUCCUCCAGAAGACCACCACGGUGGCCAUCAUGUUUGGCCUGUACCAGGACUUCUCCCGGGUCUUACUGAACCAGGUGCCCACUGGCAUUCCCGAGCUGGUGACCCGGAGCUUCGCGGCUGCUCUGGCGGGCACGGCGGAGGCCGCCUUGACGCCGUUUGAGCGCGUGCAGACCCUCCUGCAGGACCACCGGCACCACGGCCGCUUCCAGAACACAGCCCACACCUUCCGGACGCUCCUGAGCGAGUACGGUGUGAAGGAGUGCUACCGAGGCCUGGUGCCGGUCUUAAUGCGGAACGGGCCCAGUAACGUGCUGUUCUUCGGGCUCCGCGGGCCCAUCAAGGAGCAGCUGCCCGAGGCCUCGGGCCGCCCGGGUCACCUGGUCAAUGACUUUGUGUGCGGCGGGGUGCUGGGUGCGGCGCUGGGGAUCAUGUUCUACCCGCUGAACGUGGUGAAGUCGCGUGCACAGUCCCAGGUGGGGGGCCCGUUCCGCCCCUGUGGGGAGGUGUUUAUGACCGUGUGGAGAGAGAGGGGCGGCAGCGUCGCCAGGCUGUUCAGAGGGGCCCACCUGAACUACCACCGCUCCUUGCUCUCCUGGGGCAUCAUCAACGCCACAUACGAGCUGCUCCUCAAGGUGUUCUGACACUACGUGGGAGGGAUGGGUAGAAUGGGAGGGGAAUUGUAUGACACAGGAAGUUGUCUGAGGGAAAUGAUUGUCGCAACUGGUGCUGUCUUUUGUGUGUCGUCCUUGGAAACCCGGCUGUGCCCGCCACCCAGAUGAACAGACCAGAAUAGUGUGCGUGGGGUUGGUGGUGACUACGGAUGGCAGAAGAGGAAAUGAGGGUAUUUUAAAGGUGAUGUUGCACUACCGAAAAACUCUGGGAUGAACUGCCUUUCCUGUUCAGAGUCGUAGUAUUGAAGUGAGAGUCACACAUAGACAACGCUGGCGUCUGAAUCAAAUUCAAUGAAAACUUUAUGCAAAAGUUAUUGGAAUUAUUAAAUAAUUUCUUCAUAACUGUAUUAAUUGAAAUGAAAUUGACAAAUUAUUGGGAUCGUGUUUGCACUUUUCCCGUUUUAGGACAACCUGCCGAAAAUUUUACAUCUAUUAGGAUUUACUAUCAUGAUUUGAAAACAUCCUGUAGGAUUUAAUAAUUUUUUUCUCAUGAAAGUCUGGUUAGGGAAAUAUAAUAGAAAUCUUGGUUUGGUUCCUAUAAAAAUCCUGUAAGAAAAGCUUCUAAAGACUGGUUCCUAAACAUUUGAACAUUUCAGUAAGUUAGCAACUGCUCUCAAGUGAUUUCCAGUAAAAAUUCCACAGGAUGUAUCUUCCUAGAAUUCAGCAGGAUGCCAUCUAAGGCUCCUCUGAUGUACAUCUGAAGCUCAUAAACUGCUACAGUGUGGAUUCUAAUCCCACCUACUGCUCUUUCAGCAAAAAACUGUUUUCACUGUUUUCCAGUCAAAUAAAGCAUCAACGUAUCUUCCAAAAGUCCUUUGGGAUGCUUCCAUGUCAUGAUAAAAAAUCCUUAAUGAUUAUCUUGACUAAGGCAUUGGCAGUUUCAUGUGGGUAAGUUUUGACCAAGAGCACUUCUCAAAGAACUUUUCAUUGUGUUGACCUGUGAUUUGGUCUGUGCUUUAUUUGUUCCUUCAAUUCCUCUCCUUUCCAUCGUUUGGUCCUCUGACUGUGAUUUCUGGUAUACUGAUGUUAGUCCCAACUAGUAACCACGUAUGUCAUCUGGGACUAUGCACUGACUGGAUUAGCCAACUGCUAUCAGGUGUUUGUCCUGAAGGUGUUACUUGAAAUUUGACUGGACCGCACAGUGUCCUCGGAAGCAUAAGCAGAAUGACUCAGAACGUGUUGUUUGUUAGCAUUUCUUCACUCAGUUAUCACAUCAUUCAUUGCCAGUCUGAGCAAAUCUUGAAAACGUUGUGUAUAAUCCGGCUACGUAUUCCUGGAGUGCUACUUUAGUUUUUCGUGCCUGUGGGAGUUUUGAGUACCCCUUGGUUUAAGUAUGCGUAAAGUGUAUAUGUUACCCAAUACUUGUCUCAUUCUUGAAGAGAUGGUGGCAGGGACCAGUGAUGUUCCUCAGAUCCAACAGCUACAGCUGUCAAGAAAGAGACCUAUCUGAACACAGCACUGCAGCAAGAUACAUUGUGACUAAUUAUUGAUUUCCACCUCUCACUGUAACUUUUCAAUUACACACUGCUCUCUUCCAUAUUUGUCUCUUUCCAUUCUGAGAAUUAUCUCUUUUCCCCUCCCCCUCUCUCCAUGUCUAGUUCCCUUGGCUCUCUCUCUCUCUCAACUCCCCACUUUUCAUUCUGACUGCUGCAUGCUUGUUCUCCUCUCUGCCCAUAACCCCUGUUGACAUAAUGGGCUCAGAUUUCAAGCUUGAGCAGAGGCAGUCGCCAUUCCGCAGCUCACAGUGGAUAUGACAGGCCAGAUAGUGGAGGCAUGAUACCAGGGGAACAUAACAGGCUGCUGAGAGAGGGAGGGAAAGGAGGAAGAAUGAGAACAACUACUGGAGGGAUUGAAUACAGAAGAAAGCAAAAAAAGAAAGGAAUGGAGAGCAAUGUGGUGCCGCACAAAACCCAAAUCUGCCAUUUUACCAUUUUUGUCUUCUGUAUUUUCAAUUGAAAUAUUAGCACUGAAUGCUAGUUUUCAGUUGGCUUUCUAGCUUUGAUGGUCCAUGUAUAGCUGAAAGGUUCAGGGAUCACUUGAUUUAGUCACAGAUUUCACAUUAUUGUAAUGUUGUCAUGGGCUGACACAGGCCAGCAAAAUAUUCUGCCUGAAUGACUAAGAUAAAUCAUAUACUUAUUUUUGUCAAUUUGUAAGAUGUUUGUUGUGUUAUCCCCCAACUGAAAACAAGUCAUGUUGUUCAAUCAUAAUGUAAUUACUAUUAACUUGGUAGUAGUGCUUAUUCUUUUGUAUGAAAGCACACCCAAAUGUUUUAUAAAGGUGAAGUGCUUAAA